UUCAUAUUUGUGGAUCGAGCACUGUGUCAUUGUUCUUUGUACGGUCUGCUCAUCACAAUGAUAGAAUCUCAAAGAGCUUCCAUUCUGGAUAUAAAUAAAGGACACGAAUGAUAUAUGUAUGUUGAACUGCUUUCGCACCGCACGUAGCCAACCAUGCUAAUUAGAGGUUGCACUCUUACAGGCUAUUUGCACGUGGAUCGUGAUGAUGAUGGACGGAUGGAUGAAUGAAGAGUCCCAAUGGCCUCAUUCCCUGGAGCAAGGAGCCUCUGCCAGUCAUCGGCAUGACCGUUCGGCGACGUGGCAUUAUUUUGAGAUUCGUGCGCAUACCACACAUUCAUUUAUUUUCCACCACCAAAAUUAUUCACUAAAUAGGAGUCCUGUCCCUGUGUCGGAAUGCUAGGGGCGUGGUGCCAAGACGACGGCAAGCUGAACUGCAGGUCGGCGAAGCAAGGCUACCAGGUCUGCUCGCGAUCCUCAGUGGAGGCCGUGGAGGGUGGCUCUGCGAUGCUGCCCUGCACCUUCUCGUUCCCGGCUCACCUUCAGCCCAGCAGAGUUUCCGUGUCUUGGAGGUCGGACAUGUUCCGUGACUCCACGGUUUUCCAGAGCAUCGGCGGAUUCGUGCACGAGUCUCUCAGGGGCCGCCUCUCUCAGAAGGGAGACCUGGGCAGACGCGACGUGUCCAUUUUCAUCCGCGACAUCCGGAUCGACGACUUCAAGGUGUACGUCUGCCAGGUGAUGUUGUUCGAUGACAAGGUGGGCUACGAGGUCCACGUGUCCGACGGGAUCGAGCUGAAGCUAGGCAUUCGCUGCAAAAGCCAAGGUGAGCUGAGCUGCAGGUCCACAAGGCUGGGCUACCAGGUCUGUGCGCGAACCUCUGUGGAGGCCGUGGAGGGCGGCUCGGCAAUGCUGCCCUGCACCUUCUCGUACCCGGCUCACCUCCCGCCCAGCAGUGUUUCCGUGUCCUGGAGGCCGGACGGGCUUCACGAGGCCAUCACGUUCCAGAGCGCUGACCCGUUUCUGCGAGAGAACGUCCUCGGGGAUGACGGCAGGGGCCGCUUCUCCCUUGCGGGAAACCUGAGCACACACAACGCAUCCAUCUCGAUCCGCGACCUCAGACUGGACGACUUCAAGGCGUACGUCUGCCAGCCGGUCAUGUACUACGUGAACAAGGAGAUCGUCUUUCAAGUGUCCGAUCCAAUCAAGCUGAAGUUGAAAGAGCACACCGAAAUACCCGCAACCCCCAAGACAACGACGACGGCAGCAACAUUGUCAGCAGCACCAUCUCCUGCCGCGACGGCUCAAUGCCCUCUAGUUUCACGCGCUCCCAUCCACUCCGUCGCCGCUGCCGCUGUGCUCGGUUGGGCGGCGCUCCUCCUGGUGCUGGUGCUCGCAUGGAGGAGAUGCGCCGUGUGCGCCAAGAGGCGCCGGGCAAGAGAUGCACAACAGGAUAUCGGUGGUGAUGACAACAACUGCACUACUGACCUUGCAUCGUACGCAGAAUACGAGGUGGAGUGUGCCAAGUCCGAAGUUGAGGGGGUCUACAGUGACUGCAAGGAGCACUGCAACAUCUACGAUCGUCUGGAAGAGGCACAAGACUCAACGUUCGUGACCACAGCUGGAGGGGAUGAGCGUGGCGUGGAGUUAGGAUAUUGAGCCGAUCAGAGGCCAUCAAUCCCCAUAUGGUGUUCGCACACCUGAUAGGCUCAUCACAGUGAUGGCAUCAUCUUUACUCCCUCUAUUCUUCAUAAUUAUGAAAAAUCGCAUGAAGCUGGUUGUUGUUGUUGCUGCAAUCAUCAGCGAAACGUCACGGUUCUCGAAUUGUAAAUGUUGUGGAUUUGUUUAACACGUAGGCUUUCGCGACCAAUA
This is a messenger RNA of Petromyzon marinus (sea lamprey), 1866 nucleotides long. RefSeq names its product sialic acid-binding Ig-like lectin 12. Lineage: Eukaryota; Metazoa; Chordata; Hyperoartia; Petromyzontiformes; Petromyzontidae. The record is from RefSeq and is a predicted model, not a curated record. Gene Ontology annotation, biological process: regulation of actin cytoskeleton organization; regulation of osteoclast development; regulation of bone resorption. Gene Ontology annotation, cellular component: plasma membrane.